AUUCACGAAAACGACGAAGUCAUACGUAGCUUCUUUACCUGAUAUUUCAGAAAUGUUCACUAUUAGAAGAAGCAUUGGCUUUGUGCUGUUACUAUGGAUUUCAUCGUGUCAACUCAGUAUAACUUCUCUGACGGGGAGACCACCACCACGGACGAUCGGUGAAGGCAUCACCAUCCUCACAAACGUCUUAUACGAUUUCACAAUUCCUUCAGCGCUACAAAAAGGUCAUUUAACAAAUGAAACUGGAAUAUUAUUAUAUUUCACGGCAUUGCUAAAAAAGGUUCAAGAAACUUUCAACAUUCAAAACGUAAUGGUGAAAAUUCAGCUACAGGAUGUAAGCCAGAAUGACAACCUGUCCGCGGCAUUUCUAAAGCAAAAGGACGCUCUGAACGGCUCUAAAACACUGACAAAUCUCAUUGGAUAUGCCACCACGCAUGCGGUGCCAAAUAAUACAGUUUUCUUGCUGGCAACUACGAAAGCAAUACUGGAAGAAACGAUGACCGGGGACAAGGUUGACCGCAGCGUUCUAGACAAGGCGACCUUUGGAACGUUAUGCAGCUUGAAUUCAAGUGCUGCGGUGAUAAGGUACAGUAACAGGCAACCAGACAACAGUGUUGGCCAAGCGAUGGCAGAAAUAAUACAAGAAACCAUGAGAGGACAGCGCAUCGGCGAACGUGUAUCGUUGUAUGCUCAUAUCACCUACGAUGCAAUGUACAUCAACGCAUACAUGACGAAACUUGGCAAUGCUGGUUACAAUGCAAUUGCAGAGAAGCACUUUGACGAACUGUUUGAUAAGGUGCAAGAUUACUUAAAGAAGCAUUCAAUAUUUAUAAAAAUCAUCAUCUCAAGUGUUAGGAAAUAUCCACUUUCGGUCAAGCACGGCAGUGUGGUCGACGCCCGGAGAACAUUGAGGAGCGUCGAAAACUAUGGAAAAUCUCUACAUAAAUCUAACAACACUGUAUUUUACCACUUCACUGGGAGUACAAGAUUAUUCCACAGCCGCCCGUCCCAUAUACGUUUUACUGUCGGUCAAGGAGAUUUUGAGACGAACGGAACGUUUUGUACCCAACAUAUAAGCGCUACAGUCAUCAGACGCUUCCCUAAAAGUGAAGUGUAUUGGGUGACUGUGAAGUCAACAGCUAUGAUAUGUGGCUCGGAACACUUCUUAAGUUUUACUGCUAAAGACAUCAAGAAAAUGACGCAGGCAUUCUCCCAGUGCCCGAAGCCGGAAACGGAGAAACCACAUGUCAUCACCACUGAAGCAAGUUCUCUUCCUGGCUGCUAACAACAGAAUCAUAUAAUCUGCCUAUUUGCAUGCCUUUUUGUGGACUUCAAUAAACUAAAAUGAA
This is a messenger RNA of Dermacentor silvarum, 1349 nucleotides long. RefSeq lists its product as uncharacterized. Lineage: Eukaryota; Metazoa; Arthropoda; Arachnida; Ixodida; Ixodidae. The transcript has 14 exons. The record is from RefSeq and is a predicted model, not a curated record. The coding region runs from base 53 to 1285 and encodes 410 amino acids.